AACGGGAAGGAGCUCUCCAAGCUGUCUCAGGAGCAAACCCUGGAGGCCCUGCGCUCCUCCAAGGAGCCCCUAGUGAUCCAGGUGCUGAGACGCAGCCCCCGCCUCCGGGGGGACAGCUCGUGCCAUGACCUGCAGCUGGUGGACAGUGGCACUCAGACCGACAUCACCUUUGAGCAUAUCAUGGCGCUGGGCAAGCUGCGCCCGCCCACCCCGCCCAUGGUCAUCCUGGAGCCGUACGUCCUGUCUGAGCUCCCCCCCAUCAGCCAUGAGUAUUAUGACCCAGCGGAGUUCAUGGAGGGCGGCCCACAGGAGGCAGACCGUAUGGACGAGCUGGAGUAUGAGGAGGUGGAGCUGUAUAAGACCAGCCACCGAGACAAGCUAGGCCUGAUGGUUUGCUACCGCACGGACGAUGAGGAGGACCUGGGCAUCUAUGUUGGAGAGGUGAAUCCCAACAGCAUCGCAGCCAAAGACGGCCGGAUCCGCGAGGGCGACCGGAUCGUCCAGAUAAAUGGCGUGGACGUCCAGAACCGGGAAGAGGCGGUGGCCAUUCUGAGCCAGGAGGAGAACACCAACAUCUCGCUGCUGGUGGCCCGGCCUGAGAGCCAGCUGGCAAAGCGGUGGAAGGACAGUGACCGGGAUGACUUUCUGGAUGACUUUGGCUCUGAGCAUGAGGGGGAGCUGCGCGCACGGAAGCUGAAACCCCCCCCUGCCCAGCAGCUUGGCAACGAAGAGGAGAAAGGGGUCCCCGAUGUGGGCACGGGCCUGAGCAACAGCCAGGAGCUGGACAGUGGGGUGGGCCGCACCGACGAGAGCACCCGCACCGAGGAGAGCUCCGAGCACGACCUGCUGGGUGACGAGCCCGCCAGCGCCGCCGACACCCCCGGGGCCCUGCGCAAGAGCCGCGACCUGCACUUCAGCAUGGACUCCCUGCUGGCCGAGGGGGCGGCGCUGGGCGGGGGCGACCUCCCGGGCCUCACGGAGGAGGAGUACGAGCGCUACCGCGAGCUGCUGGAGAUCAAGGGCCACCUGGAGAACGGCAACCAGCUGGGCCUCCUCUUCCCCAGGGCGUCCGGCGGCGGCAACAGCGCCCUGGAUGUGAACCGCAACGAGAGCCUGGGCCACGAGAUGGCCAUGCUGGAGGAGGAGCUGCGACACCUGGAGUUCAAGUGCCGCAACAUCCUGCGGGCGCAGAAGAUGCAGCAGCUGCGCGAGCGCUGCAUGAAGGCCUGGCUGCUGGAGGAGGAGGGUCUCUACGACCUGGGGGCCGGCGAGCCCAAGAAGCACGAGCUGUCGGACAUCUCCGAGCUGCCAGAGAAGUCGGACAAGGACAGCACCAGCGCCUACAACACCGGGGAGAGCUGCCGCAGCACCCCGCUGCUCGCAGAGCCCCUGCCGGAGAGCCCCCUGCGGCGGGCCGCCGCCGGCAACUCCAACUUGAACCGGACCCCUCCCGGCCCCGCCGGCCCCACCCACCCCAAGGCAGCCCCCCCGCAGGGGAGCCCCGCCAAGUUCCGAUCUCUCUCCCGGGAUCCCGAGCUGGGCCGGAGACCGCACUCGGAGGAGCGAGUCCGCCGGAGCCCCAAGCCGGGCGUGACCCUGGAGCGCGUGGGCCCUGAAGGCAGCCCUUACCUCUCGCGGCGCCACCGCGGCCAGGGCCAAGAGAGCGAGCACUACCACAGCUGUGUGCAGCUGGCCCCGCCGCGCGGCCUGGAAGAGCUGGGCCACGGGCCCCUCACUCUGGCCGGCGGCCCCCGGGUGGGCGGGGCAGCGGCGGCCACCGAAGCCCCCCGCAUGGAGUGGAAGGUCAAGGUGCGCAGCGAUGGGACCCGCUAUGUGGCCAAGCGGCCGGUGCGCGAUCGCCUCCUCAAAGCCCGGGCCCUGAAGAUCCGGGAGGAGCGCAGCGGCAUGACCACCGACGACGAUGCGGUGAGCGAGAUGAAGAUGGGCCGCUACUGGAGCAAGGAGGAGCGGAAGCAGCACCUGAUCCGGGCCCGGGAGCAGCGGAAGCGGCGCGAGUUCAUGAUGCAGAGCCGGCUGGAGUGCCUGCGGGAGCAGCAGAACGGCGACAGCAAGGCCGAGCUCAACAUCAUUGCCUUGAGCCACCGCAAAACCAUGAAGAAGCGGAACAAGAAGAUCCUGGACAACUGGAUCACCAUCCAGGAGAUGCUGGCCCAUGGCACUCGCUCCGCCGACGGCAAGCGGGUCUACAACCCUCUGCUCUCCGUCACCACUGUCUGA
Molecule: messenger RNA, 2238 nt
Organism: Panthera uncia (snow leopard)
Lineage: Eukaryota; Metazoa; Chordata; Mammalia; Carnivora; Felidae
Product: PDZ domain-containing protein 4
Exons: 7
Coding region: 181-2238 (685 amino acids)
Molecular function (GO): protein binding
Source: RefSeq, a predicted model, not a curated record